Ichthyophthirius multifiliis is the source of this 375-nucleotide messenger RNA. RefSeq lists its product as hypothetical. The transcript has 3 exons. The record is from RefSeq and is a predicted model, not a curated record. Lineage: Eukaryota; Ciliophora; Oligohymenophorea; Hymenostomatida.
AUGCAAGAAUUAUUAGAAGGUGAGAGAAAAUUAUAGUAAGAAAUAGACUUUUUAAAAAACGAAAAAGAUUAGAAGAUUAUAGAAUUUUAAAAAUAAAUUGACUUAGAAAGAGAAAACUCUAAAAACAAAAUAAAUGAAUUAAAAUAAAAAUACAAGGAAUCAGAAUAAAAAAGAAGUAAUUUAAUAUUUGAACACGAAAAAGAACGAUCAAAAUGGAAUUUAGAUAGAGAUUAUUUAUUACAAUAAAAAAAUGAAUGUUAAGAAUUAGUUGAUAAAUUAGAAAAAAAAAGAGAUAUAAUCUUAAGAGAAAACGAAAAACUUAAAAACGAUACUAGAGUAUCCCUAAAGCCCUUCUAUCAACAAAUCAGAAAAUGA